AUAACCUCACGUAGCAGAAUCCAUCCAUCUACCACCUCUCUCUACAAUUGAUCAUAUCUGGUGCUUCAUUCAGACCGAGUUCACUGACCAUCACAGCAUCGGGCUACUACACCAUGAGUGUGAAUACCUAUCUCGAUCUCAGCAAGACUCUGUACACUGUUGUCUUUGCGGUGUUUCUCAGCGGGGUCUGGAGACUGAGUAAAAUCGGCCGACGAGCUAAAGCGUUGCCCCCUGGACCACCAACACUCCCGAUCUUGGGCAACCUGCAUCAAAUCUCUUCCGAGAAGAGACACCUUCAGUUUGAGAAAUGGAGUCGCGAAUACGGUCCCAUCUACUCUCUCGUGCUCGGGACACGCACGAUGAUUGUGCUCAACUCGGCGCAAGCAGUCAAGGAUCUCCUCGACCGACGCGGGGCCAUCUACUCCUCUCGGCCCGAUAGCUAUGUGGCCCAAGACGUGCUGAGCGGUGGGUUGCGAGUGCUGUUCAUGGAGGAUGGCGCGACGUGGAAAUCGAUUCGACAGCUGGCGCAUCGCAUCCUCAACGUUGCAGCGGCGCGCACCUAUGUCCCCUACCAAGACCUGGAAAACCGGGCCAUGCUGAAGAGCAUGCUGGAGACCCCGGCGCACUUCGUCGAUCACAUCCGCCGCUAUUCCGGCUCGUUGACGACGCAGAUGGCCUUUGGGUUUCGCACCACCACGAUCGAAGACCCGAAGUUCAAGCAAGCCUUUGAUACCUUCGAUCGGAACUCCGAGAUUAUCACGUCCAAGACCGCGGUCUUACUCGAUUUGUUUCCCAUUCUCCGAUCCCUGCCGGAUUUCAUGCUGCCGGUGGUCCAGGAAGCGAGGGCGGUGCACCGCCAGGAGCGUCAGUUGUUCCGAGAUCACUAUCUGGAUGCCAAACGGAGACUCCAGGAUGGCACAGCCAAGCCCUGUUUUUGCGUCGACCUGGUCCGCCUACAACAAACCGAGGGGUUCUCUGACGACAUGGCGGCCUACAUCAGCGGGGCGCUGCUGCAGGCGGGCUCGGAGACGACGGCCAGCAUUUUGGUGGGCUUCGUGCAGGCGCUGGUGAUUUACCCCGAGGUGGCACGGGCUGCCCAGGCGGAGUUGGAUCGAGUCUGCGGCGACCGACUGCCUGAUCUCAACGACGUGCCGGAUUUGCCCUACAUUCGCGCCUGUGCGAAGGAGACCCUCCGCUGGAUGCCCGGCUUUCUGUUAGGGGUUCCGCACGCGACCACGCAGGAGGAUACCUAUAUGGGAUAUCGGAUCCCCAAGGGGGCAACGGUGAUUGUGAAUGUGUGGGCGCUGCACUCCGAUCCCGACCGGUAUCCCAACCCUCGCCGCUUUGACCCGAUGCGCUUUAUCGAGGACCACCAGACCUCGGCGGAGGCGGCCACCAAUGCCAAUGUCCGCCAGCGCGAUCACUUCGUCUUCGGGGCUGGCCGUCGCCGCUGCCAAGGAAUGCACAUCGCGGACCGGUCGAUGUAUCUCGCUAUCUCGCGCCUGCUGUGGGCGUUCGACUUCCAGCGAGUGGUCGACCCAGUCACCCAGCGGGAGGUCGUCCCCGACCAGGAUGCGCUGGUGGAGGGCCUGAUGGCGAUGCCUAAGCCCUUUCCCGUGACUAUUACCCCGAGGAGUGGGGAGAAGGCCCAACGGGUGCGGGAAGAGUGGGAGACGGUCCAGCCCAUGUUGGAUGAGGCUGGUCAGUGGAAGUCUGUGCCAGAAGGAUUGAUCUGGAAGGAUGAGGUGGAAACGGUCUGAUAUGACCCGACAUUUUGAUUGGGGGGUGGUUGAAGUGUUGGGGAACUAUCAUGGAGACUGGGAACAGUAGUUAGUAG
Messenger RNA from Aspergillus saccharolyticus JOP 1030-1, 1837 nucleotides. Its product is annotated as cytochrome P450. Lineage: Eukaryota; Fungi; Ascomycota; Eurotiomycetes; Eurotiales; Aspergillaceae. The transcript has 6 exons. Gene Ontology annotation, molecular function: heme binding; iron ion binding; oxidoreductase activity, acting on paired donors, with incorporation or reduction of molecular oxygen. Bases 114 to 1760 code for a protein of 548 amino acids. The record is from RefSeq and is a predicted model, not a curated record.